CUAGCACAAGAGAGAUCUAAUCUAAGUAGUGGAAUUGUAAGUACGACAAAUUAUUCUCUAAUUCAUUAGCAUAAAUUCACUUUCUCUCUAUCAUUAUCAUGGUAAACUAUCUAAUCAACAAUAAACAUCUCCAACUACUAGAAACACUUCUCCUCAUCUUUGUUCAAAACCCCAGCACCACCAUACGGUUCAUUUCCCAAGCUCAAGCUCUAAACAACCCAAAUGGCGGUCCAACCACCGCAGCUUCCGCCGUCCUCGUCUUCGGCGACUCCACGGUGGAUCCCGGAAACAAUAACUACGUGUCUACUCUUUUCAAGAGCAAUUUUCCACCCUACGGCAGAGAUUUCGCCGGUAAAAAGCCCACCGGAAGGUUUUCCAAUGGCCGUCUCACCACCGACUUUUUAGCUUCGUACGUCGGUCUCAAAGAUUAUGUGCCUCCAUAUUUGGAUCCGAGCCUAAGCACAGAAGAGUUGAUGACCGGAGUGAGCUUUGCCUCGGCUGGAAGUGGUUAUGACCCACUUACACCAAAAGUUGGUAAUGUAAUUCCCAUGUUAAAGCAAUUGGAGUACUUUAAAGAGUACAAGAAAAGGCUUGAAUCAACCAUUGGGAAGGAAAGAACAGAAAAUCACAUCAACAAGGCUAUUUUCGUCAUUAGCGCCGGAACAAAUGACUUCAUUGUAAACUACUUCAACAUACCAGUUCGAAGAAAAAUCUACACUACUGUCUCUAGCUAUGAAAUGUUUUUGAUGGAGCAUGUUAAAACUUUCUUACAGGAUUUAUGGGGGGAAGGAGCUAGAAGGAUAAUAGUAGGUGGGAUUCCUCCAAUGGGGUGCUUGCCAGGUGUCAUAACAUUAAAUUCACCCAAUGAGAUUCAGCCACGUGGAUGCAUCGACAAGUACAGCUCCGUAGCCAGAGAUUACAAUAAACUUCUCCAAAAUGAAUUGCAUUCCAUGCAGAGUAGCUUGGCAAUUUUCGGUGCUAGGAUCGCUUACGUGGAUUUAUAUGGACCGCUGAUGAACUUGAUCCAAGGGCAUACAAAAUUUGGUUUGGAGGAAUUGUAUAAGGGAUGCUGUGGAACUGGAUAUCUUGAAGUAACGUUCUUGUGUAACCCACUUUCGUAUGUGUGCCCAGAUGCAAAUAAGUACAUGUUUUGGGAUUCAAUACACCCAACAGAAAAGACAUACAACUACGUCUUUAAUACCCUCAUUCAUCCAAUUCUUGAUUUUCUAUUGAAACCAUAACAUAUAAAUACACUGGGAAAGACUACGGUGUUCACAGUGAUUUCAGCAGGUGGAUAGUUAUAAAUUAUAAUUUUUUACUUUCACAUUGUAUAUUGUAGUCAUUUAGAAUAUCUCUUAAAUUUUCGAAUAAUUUAGGGUGCCGAAAACAAGGUUCAAACAGUCGAAUUUUCCACUCGUGCAAUAAGCUGUUUAAAUCUUGUUUUCGGCACUGCAAAUUAUUCUGAAUUUCUUAAAACUUGGUGGGAUGUUCUAAAUGAGUAUAAUAUACAUUGUCGUAAUGAAAAAUUAGAAUUUAUAACUAUCCACGUGAUAAAAGCUGUAAACACUGUGGUCGUUCCCUAAAUAUAUAUAACUUAAUAUCUCUUUUAUUAAAUACACUUCUUAAUUAGUAUUCAUCACAAUUCUCUUCACUCUAAUCCUAUCCUAUCUGACAAAGUUGUAAAGAAACUCUAACGAGAGACAAGUAUUCGGGGUUGUUGGACUACAAAGUACAAUUAAAAAGAUGUCUCAUGAUUUAUAUAAAAUAAAAUAAACUUUAUUAGUAAUAUUGUUAA
Humulus lupulus (European hop) is the source of this 1795-nucleotide messenger RNA. RefSeq names its product GDSL esterase/lipase At5g45960. NCBI's taxonomy places the organism in Eukaryota, Viridiplantae, Streptophyta, Magnoliopsida, Rosales, Cannabaceae. The record is from RefSeq and is a predicted model, not a curated record. The coding region runs from base 99 to 1241 and encodes 380 amino acids. Gene Ontology annotation, molecular function: hydrolase activity, acting on ester bonds. The transcript is spliced from 5 exons.